This is a messenger RNA of Cololabis saira (Pacific saury), 1334 nucleotides long. RefSeq names its product bifunctional methylenetetrahydrofolate dehydrogenase/cyclohydrolase 2, mitochondrial-like. The record is from RefSeq and is a predicted model, not a curated record. The transcript is spliced from 8 exons. Gene Ontology annotation, biological process: tetrahydrofolate interconversion. The coding region runs from base 4 to 1050 and encodes 348 amino acids. NCBI's taxonomy places the organism in Eukaryota, Metazoa, Chordata, Actinopteri, Beloniformes, Belonidae. Gene Ontology annotation, cellular component: mitochondrion. Gene Ontology annotation, molecular function: methylenetetrahydrofolate dehydrogenase (NADP+) activity; methenyltetrahydrofolate cyclohydrolase activity; methylenetetrahydrofolate dehydrogenase (NAD+) activity.
AACAUGGCGGCCUCUGUUUCACCCCUACGCUCCUCCUUCAGGAUUUGUACCCCGUUGAGCGCGCACUUUCACCGCUGCCGGGCCAAACCGCGGAUGCGCAGGAAAUUCGAGAGUCAGAGGAGACAUGUCCACCAGUCGGCGACGAGGCAUGCUGCUGUGGUGAUUUCUGGAACAGAGUUGGCUCGUCAGCUCCACAGAGAGAUCCAGCGCGAUGUGGAGGAUCUGGUAGCUCAGGGGAACAUGAGACCCCACCUGGGAGUGGUCUUAGUCGGAGAUGACCCAGCCAGUCGUACCUACGUUAGGAACAAGACUCGAGCAGCCAACAUCCUAGGUAUAUCCAGUGACACAGUGGUGCGACCCAGCUCCGUGUCCCAGGAGGAGUUGCUGGAGCUGAUUGACAAGAUGAACCGUGACUGGAGGGUUAGUGGCCUGCUGGUGCAGCUGCCGCUUCCAGAGCACAUUAAUGAGCGUGCAGUCUGCAACGCCAUCGCUCCAGAGAAGGAUGUUGAUGGCUUCCAUAUUGUGAACAUUGGGAAGCUGUGCCUGGACCAGAGAUCCAUGGUACCGGCGACACCUUCAGCUGUCUGGGAGAUGAUCAAAAGAGCAGGCAUUGACACUGUGGGAAAGAAUGUCUUGGUCGCUGGUCGCUCCAAGAAUGUUGGAAUGCCGAUUGCAAUGUUACUGCACACUGAUCGCAACCAUGAGCGCCCCGGCGGUGAUGCGACAGUGACCAUCGCCCAUAGAUGUACACCGAGGGAACGUCUGAAAGAGCUGACGAGCCUGGCUGAUAUCAUUAUUGCAGCCGCAGGUGUUCCUGGCCUCAUCACAGCUGACAUGGUGAAAGAAGGAGCAGCAGUCAUUGACGUGGGCAUAAAUCGCAUCCAGGACCCGCAAACAGGGAAGAUCCGGCUCAUCGGUGACGUAGACUUUGAAGGAGUGAAGGAGAAGGCAAGUUUCAUCACUCCUGUUCCUGGAGGUGUGGGCCCGAUGACCGUGGCCAUGCUGAUGAAGAACACUGUGACUGCUGCCAGAAAUGCGUUGAUGCAUUAAACACAGCAAGCGUUAGUUUGAAUGAACAUUGAUGCAAACAUUUGUCGAGCAAAACACAUACAAAUGCAGAAGUAUUUGCCAAACAUCUAACACACUUUUAUUUAAAUAUUUAUAACCUUCAAACCAGUUGAUGGGUAUGGCAUUUAUAUUGUUUCAUAUUUAACUUAUUUAAUUCAGAUUUCACUAUUUAAGAAUUUAGACUACUAUUUUUUCUACCGAUGCUGGUUUGGUUCAUUUUAAGCAUGAUAAGUGGAAAAGAAGUCACGAGUAAUAAAAGUAGUGUG